AUGGCCAGUGUGCGCACCAUCGGUGUUGCUGCGGGAGCUCAGCGGUGCCUUAGUAACAGCCAGUCUGCUGUUCCCAAGUGUCCGCACGAACACGCCUUCACUCAGCCCACGUGCUACAUCAUGGAGAGGCCAAGGAUCAGCUGGUCUUAUCAGUUUGUGUGUCUUCCUCGGUUUAGGGGAUACGCAACAAAGCAUGUUGUGGAAGGUCUGGAGCCAAGGACGCUCUAUCGAUUUCGACUGAAGGUCACCAGUCCCUCUGGAGAAUACCAAUACAGUCCAGUCAUCUCAGUAUCUACGACCAGAGAACCCAUAAGCAGCGAGCAUUUCCAUCGUGCCGUCAACGUGAAUGAUGAAGAUUUACUUGUUCGAAUCCUUCAAGGAGGCAAUGUUAAGGUUGAUGUUCCCAAUAAGUUUGGCUUUACUGCUUUGAUGGUCGCUGCCCAGAAAGGAUACACCAGGCUUGUGAAAAUCCUAGUUUCCAACGGCACAGAUGUGAACCUGAAGAAUGGAAGUGGCAAGGACAGUCUCAUGCUCGCGUGCUACGCAGGACACCUAGAUGUUGUGAAGUAUCUCCGAAAACACGGCGCUUCCUGGGAGACCAGAGACCUAGGAGGCUGUACAGCCCUGCACUGGGCAGCAGACGGCGGCCACUGCGGUGUCAUUGAGUGGAUGAUCAAGGACGGCUGUGAGGUAGACGUCGUGGACACCGGCUCAGGGUGGACUCCGCUCAUGCGCGUCUCCGCAGUAUCUGGAAACCAGAAAGUAGCCUCUCUUUUAAUUGAGGCUGGAGCUGACGUGAACAUGAAAGAUAAAGAUGGGAAGACCCCUCUGAUGGUAUGCCCUUCCUCAGAAAACAGUCCAGUUUUAUGUUUGGAAUCAAGGUCAGAGAUCUUCCUAUCAUGAGACAAUUCUCGGGAGUUUAGCAGCCCUGGGGUCUGGUUGUAGAUGUUGUCCCCAUGGCUUGUUAAUCAAGGCAUGAGAACUAUGGUGUUUCUGUUGCUGUUUUCCAAUUAUUUCUUUGAGGAUCCCCAGCCCCAGCCCCCAGGACCAUCAUUGUGAGAUCCAAACAAACCUGUUCAAGCAAAGACCUUGCCGCACUCUGAGCUGUCCUGGUUGAGCAUCUCGUGUUAUUUUAUGUGCACAAAGGCAGGCUCCAUUUCCAUGCUUCCUGCGGUUGUCAUCGCUGUGGAGUUAGCAGUACACAUGCCUGCCCCUGCAAAUCCAGGUGGCCCGGCCAGUGCACCUGUGGACUCAGGGCCCCUGUACGUACCAGCAGACACACCUGCUGCCUGUGCUCGCCUGGGUAAGGGAUCACAGACUCACACCUUCCACUUUUGUUUUUAGGUGGCCGUGUUAAAUAAUCAUGAAGCGUUAGUUCAGCUCCUUCUUGACAAAGGGGCAGAUGCAAGUAUAAAGAACGAAUUCGGCAAAGGUGUCCUAGAAAUGGCCAGAGUUUUUGACAGACAG
Molecule: messenger RNA, 1467 nt
Organism: Loxodonta africana (African savanna elephant)
Lineage: Eukaryota; Metazoa; Chordata; Mammalia; Proboscidea; Elephantidae
Gene: FANK1
Product: fibronectin type III and ankyrin repeat domains 1
Exons: 8
Coding region: 1-903 (300 amino acids)
Biological process (GO): regulation of apoptotic process
Cellular component (GO): nucleus
Molecular function (GO): protein binding
Source: RefSeq, a predicted model, not a curated record